Molecule: messenger RNA, 1092 nt
Organism: Echinococcus granulosus
Lineage: Eukaryota; Metazoa; Platyhelminthes; Cestoda; Cyclophyllidea; Taeniidae
Exons: 8
Coding region: 1-1092 (363 amino acids)
Source: RefSeq, a predicted model, not a curated record
AUGCAAGGCAGCCUCAACUAUCUUGACCCACAAAUUUUUAUUGUCCUUAGCCCACAACUUGAAGAAGCGAAGUUAUGUGACGGAAUCACGGAACUUCAACUGCAGAACUAUCUAGUACCCUCGCUGCCUCUUUCCUGUCUGGUGGAUGACGAUUUUAUCGCUGGCUUUUGUCAUAGAGGUAUCGUGGAUAUCAUUCCUUUGGCUCAUCACAAUGAUCUGGAGGUCUUUGUUAGGAAAAACAUGCUGACCAUCAAUAUGUCAGCUUCUGUCUACUCCGCUUUUGGACUGGCAGGUGUCAAGUUCAUGUGCAACAACCGAAAGAUGUACCACUUCAACAUUCACCUGGGUUGGCCAACCUUCAAGCGCAAUGACAAUGCGCAUAUGCGACUGCGCAACUUCUUCAACAGUGAGGAGGUCACCUCUCGACGCCCGCCCGGUCCUUGUGUAGUGCGCUGGGCGGUGAACAAAAAUAUUGACUGGACGCGAGUUGAGAACGGCGGGUUGCCGGAGGCACCGCACCCCUACUCCUUGGCCCGUUUUCUGGCUCCCGACUUCCGCAUUGCCAUCCCCACAGUAGAAGUGUGUAACCUAGAGGCCGGAGCUGAAGUCCCACGAUUUAUCGAAGCAAACUCCUCCGUCGAUCAUCCAUCGGGCUCCUCAGUUGAUCAUGAGUCUGCUCGCAUCGCGCACUCCACUCUUCAACAGAUGGCCGCCGGUGUCUAUCCUGCAAAUGACAGUUACUUGUCCCCCCUGUCUUCGCGUCGUGUGUCGGCUUUUGCGCCGGGCGAGGCGAUUUGUCUGCGGGGCGCAACAAUCCUCACCAUUUCUGGGAUCUUCACUUUAGAGCAAUGCCAAAAGUUGGAGGAUCUACUAACUGAGGUGGUGCGCACCAGCCCGUCAGAGAACUCGGUGGCUUUUUUCGCAAGCCGUCAGAUCGAGUCGGAUUGGUUCCCCUCAAUUACGGAGAAGAAGAAGGAUGGCCACUCCCCGGUCUUCUUCCAAAAGCUCCUGGCUCCUGUCUUUACGGCCAGUCGACCCUACGUGCUGACGCUCAACUUUGUACCUGAGUUGACCUGCGAGAUCAAGGAGUAG